This is a messenger RNA of Chlorella variabilis, 1275 nucleotides long. RefSeq lists its product as hypothetical. Gene Ontology annotation, molecular function: methyltransferase activity; RNA binding. Gene Ontology annotation, biological process: regulation of DNA-templated transcription; RNA methylation. The annotation marks the transcript as partial. The transcript has 7 exons. The record is from RefSeq and is a predicted model, not a curated record. Lineage: Eukaryota; Viridiplantae; Chlorophyta; Trebouxiophyceae; Chlorellales; Chlorellaceae.
CGUGCGUGCAGGCAGGCGCGGGGUGUGACCGAGCUGGUGAGCGGCGUCACGCGCUGGCGCCGCCGCCUUGACUUCUCCCUCACCCAGCUGCUGCGGGGCAGGGAUGUGGCGCAGCUGGAUGCCCCCGUGCGCAACGCCCUGCGCCUGGGCCUGUACGAACUGGCGGAGCUGAAGAACGCCACCCACGGCGUGAUCAACAGCUACGUGGACCUGGUGAAGUCUGUGCAGCACCAGGGGGCCGCCAACGCCACCAACGGCGUCCUGAGGAACGUGGCCCGCGGCCUGGAGGCAGGCACGCUGCCCCAGCCGCCGCGGCCAGCCCAGGGCAUGCCGCCGCAGCAGGCGGCCGAGGUGCUGGCGGUAGGGGCCUCGCACCCCACCUGGCUGGUGCAGCGCUGGCUGGCGCAGUACGGUCCCGCCGCUACGCUGGCGCUGCUCAAGCACAACAACAUGCGCCCGCGGUAUGCCCUGCGCCUGGCUCCCGGCGUGGAUGCCGAGGCAUUCUGCCGCCAGCUGGCGAGGAGCGGGGUACAGGCAGCCCCCUCCCGCUAUCUGCCUCGCGAGUUUGUAACGGUGGACCGAGGCCUGCAGGCGUUGCUGGUGGAGGGGCUGGUGCAGCGGGGCGAGGCGCAAGACGAGGCGGCCGGCCUGGUGGUGGCGGCGCUGGACCCUCAGCCCGGGGAGACCUUGCUGGAUGCCUGUGCCGCUCCCGGUGGCAAGGCGCUGGGCGCUGCGUCGCGCAUGCGCGGGCGGGGCCUCAUCACCGCGCUCGACCUCAGCCGCAGCCGGCUGGCCGCGCUGCGGCACGCGGCGCUGCGCCAGCCGCACGGCGACAUGGUGCGCACGUUUGCGGCGGACCUGCGCCGCUUCGCCACGCUGCGGUACCGCCCCGAGGGGCCACCCUGGCAGUACGACCGCGUCCUGCUGGACGCCCCGUGCUCCGGCACCGGCGUGCUGGCCAAGCGCGCGGACCUGCGCUGGCGGCGCACGCCGGAAGAGCUGCGCCAGCUGGCGGCGCUGCAGGGCGAGCUGCUGGACGCUGCUGCGGGGCUGGUGGCGCCCGGGGGGCUGCUCGUCUACUCCACCUGCUCCAUAGAGCAGGAGGAGAAUGAGCAGCAGGUGGCGGCCUUCCUGGCGCGCCAGCCGGGGUACGAGCUGGAGGCUGUGCCCGCCGGUACCGGCGUCCCGCCGCAGUGCCUCGCGCCCGACGGCUGCCUGCGCAUGCUGCCGCACGUGCACGGAACCGACGGCGCGUUUGCGGCGCGGCUGCGGCGG